AUGGCAACAGCAGCGACUUACUUACCGGUCCCUCCACCAGUCUUGAAUGCCUCUAUUCAGGAAAGCCUACCUGAAGGGUUGGGCCAAAAUGGAGGAAGAGUCUCUACUGAAAAGAUCGGAUUCUUACGCCCCACGCCUGUAACGAUGCCUAUCAGGGAGAUGAGGCAGCGUCUCAAACAGGAUGGCUACCUCUUUGUCAAAGGGCUAAUUCCCCGUGAUGAUGUCUUGGAUGCACGAGAGAACUAUUUCGGCCAAUACUUGUCAACCUCCUUCCUAGAACCUGGAUCAUCUCCCCGAGACGGCAUUUUCAAUUCUUCAUCCGACCCAGACUCACACAAGGGUAUUGGUGGAAAUGGACUACCCGCGGAUCAGAGAGAAGAGAAGAUUCUCAUCGAUGCCCACAAGAACUUGAAAUACCGAGCUUUUGUCGAGCAUCCGUCCUUGACAGGAUUCAUUACAAAAAUCAUGGAUUGGAAAGAUCAUCAAAUACUAGACCGAACUAUGUUACGGCAUAACGUGCCAUUUGGUAAGGGAACGGGUAUACAUUAUGAUAAGCUGUUCUUGAGAGGCGGCGAUGGCUUCUUUCUGACGGCCUGGGUUCCCAUUGGUGACAUAUCUAUUAACGGCGGAGGUCUUUGCUAUCUAGAGAACUCUGUGCCUCUGGGUCGCGCAAUCGAAGAUGAAUAUAACAACCGCGCAGAAUUCAUGACAGAGGAGGAGCGCAUCUCGGCAUUCAACGUGAAUAUGGUUGUUGGUGGAGGCAUGAUUUCACAUUCUCCUCAGGAAUUUCAGGAGAUGCACUCUGCUCAUGGGAUACACAAAUGGCUAGUCACCAGCUAUGAAGCCGGCGAUGUGGUGUUCCAUGACCCAUAUAGUAUUCAUGCCAGUGGACGCAAUGAAGACUCAACAGGGCGGAUUCGUUUAAGUACGGAUCUAAGAUUUUACGAGAAGGGUGAUCCAAAUGCUGAUAAGAGAUGGUUCAAGAUUUGGACUCCAGACGAUGGGCUCUAG
Messenger RNA from Penicillium verhagenii, 1011 nucleotides. RefSeq lists its product as uncharacterized. The record is from RefSeq and is a predicted model, not a curated record. The transcript is spliced from 3 exons. Bases 1 to 1011 code for a protein of 336 amino acids. Lineage: Eukaryota; Fungi; Ascomycota; Eurotiomycetes; Eurotiales; Aspergillaceae.